AUUUUCUCUUUAGACACAUCUGAGAGAUUUUCUUCCAACGGUUUUGAAUCUGAAUUUUCAGAUCUAGAUAUAUAAAGUCUAAAACUUUUCCUUUCUAGGUUUUUGCUGCUUGUCUUUUGUCUUUUUCAAGAGCAGAGUCAGAUAUGGCCAAUCUAUCCAAGGCAGAGACGUUUCUAUCCGAAUUUUCGCCUCAGACUUCUGAAAUUUCACCUGAAGAUCCCGAUCUCGUUCUCUCCUUUAUAAGGCUCUCACUCCUUCGGGUCUUUGAAUGUUGGUUUUAUCUCACCACCCAUGCGUGUUUAGGUAGAGUAAAGGGAUCAGAUGUGGUGUAA
Molecule: messenger RNA, 332 nt
Organism: Arabidopsis thaliana (thale cress)
Lineage: Eukaryota; Viridiplantae; Streptophyta; Magnoliopsida; Brassicales; Brassicaceae
Exons: 1
Coding region: 144-332 (62 amino acids)
Source: RefSeq, marked reviewed